Messenger RNA from Aspergillus clavatus NRRL 1, 168 nucleotides. RefSeq lists its product as uncharacterized. The record is from RefSeq and is a predicted model, not a curated record. NCBI's taxonomy places the organism in Eukaryota, Fungi, Ascomycota, Eurotiomycetes, Eurotiales, Aspergillaceae.
AUGGCUUCCCAGAUCAUCCUUUCUCUUGAUCCUUUGAUCAAACUCAUCCAAUGUUCGGUCCCCGAAGGAAACGAAGGAGCGCUGUCGGGAUUUUCGGCCUUAGCUGUCGGGCAAUCAGCUAUCAUCGAGACCGGUCCCAAGUCCCAACUCAACAUGGCCAGUAAUUAG